Nasonia vitripennis (jewel wasp) is the source of this 1591-nucleotide messenger RNA. RefSeq lists its product as uncharacterized. Bases 142 to 1002 code for a protein of 286 amino acids. Lineage: Eukaryota; Metazoa; Arthropoda; Insecta; Hymenoptera; Pteromalidae. The record is from RefSeq and is a predicted model, not a curated record. The transcript has 2 exons.
AAAAGAAUACGUAUAAAACAUAUAUUGAACUAUAAUUCUGUACUAAUAAAUCAAAGAAAAUUAAAAUGAACUUAUAGAAAUUUGUUUUUUUAUUCAGAAUUCCAGAAUGAUGAAUUCAAAAGCGAUACUAUACUUCUUUGUAUGCAGAAUGUGACGGUGAGCGUAAUCCCACCAGAAACUGUACGAUUGAUCUUCAAACCUUAUCCGACGCUGGUUUCACAUCGCAAAAGAAAUGUAGCAGUUAUUUUGACACAAAAAAAAAUGAAAUCGGAAAAAAACUUAUUAUGUCAUCUUCAAAUUCAAUCUUUGUCAAACGAUAAAAUUAUCAUCUCGUACUCAUUAUCACAGCGCGAAGAGUUUGGUGAUGAGGAUUUCGAAGAUCAAGCAGAUAUAGAUCAAGUGUUUCGUAUUGUUGAUAUAACAACCUGCGAAUAUCGUGAAACAGUUAUUCCCCUCGACGUUACAGAAAGUGACCACGUCUUCGCUGAAACUAUUCUAAAAGAUGCAAACUUGAUACACUACAAUGAUGAUACAGUAGAUAUUUUCUUUAUAAACAAACAUUCUUGUUCUGGCGGUAGAUGCAAACAAACUAUCAACUUGAAUGCUGACAAAGUAGGAAAACCACCAGAUAUUUUUGAUGAAGAUGACAUACCCGAAAAUUACGAUAAAAAUGUCGUGGAUAAAUUAAUGUACACCGUUGGAAAUGGAAAAUCUGUAGAUGUCAUCGAUUUUCUUAGCGAGGGUAAAUUUUUAGGUAUUGACGAUUCCUUUGGGAAGUUAGGAGUUUGUUGGACAAACAAAAAUAAUUCAACUCAGAUUAUCUGCAGACAGUACAGCUCUAACAAUGAAAAACAAACGGAAGUGACAUUCCCUACAGUGAUGCCUACAACAAGACUACUGAGGAUUCGCAAUACGUUAGGGGGUGGAUUGCAGCUAUUGACAGGCGAGUGUACCGAUGAAAAUUGUGAGAAUCAUAAAAAUCUCCUUCUGAUGGAAAAAUAGUUGAAUCUGUUGCAUUAAACAAUUUUACAUGUGUUGAAAUCGGGGCUCGCGUCAUAAACCUAAGCAUGUUCAACCACGGCGUUUACAAGAUUUUCGAAGGGCAGAAGAAUAAUUUAUGUGUAUCUAAAACUUGUAUAAACUAUGAUAAGAUUUAUAUAGAAAGACAAUGUCGAUGGCGCUUGUCUCGAUGCCUGAUCCGUAUACGUAUGAGGUGUUUCGCGAUAGAUACACGUGCUUGCUGUAUAGAAUUGAGAUUAUAUUCUUGCUUCGCGGCUCUCGGCGUGAGCGACGAUCGGAAUGAGAAAUGUUGUAGUGCAAGGAGGAACACAUUUUUAAAGUGCCGAAGAGAACUCAUGGAAUACUAAUCGUUUUUUUGCAGGAGAUGGAGAUACGCUGCGAUUCUAUAUUUAGUGAACAUAAUACUUAUUGCAAAAAACCUUUCACAUAUUCUGUAAUAUUCUUAUAUAAGUAGCCAUUCACGCAUAAUACAAGUAUGAAAGUUUCGCUACAUAUUUCACUUACCCGACAAGACGAGUUUUCCCGCUGACGCCCUGGACGCAUCGCUGUACUUGGAAGUCGAUCUCAAAAA